CCUCACGCCCCGCCCGCCCUACCACAGCUAAAUGGUUUUCGUCCUUGGAUCGGUUUGUCCUGCGGAGAGCAAUCCACGGCCAUGGUCCCGGCUCUGCCCGCCCGCUGCGCAUCUGCCCUUCUCCUCUGACUCCGCCCCGCAUCUGUCCGGAACCGCCUCCCGCCUGAGCUGACCCAGUGCGUGUCUGCCAGUCAGUCCCUCCGGACCUGCCGCGAGUCUCAGACUGCCGAAAUUACCGCGCGUCACUCGCCUCAACAGUGAUUCUGAGUCUGCUUUUAGCUUCCUUCUCCUUGGCUUUCUUCUGUUUGUGAACAGCUGCUUGGCCCAUAGCUUAGAGAAACCAGCCUUUUUUUCUCUCCCAAGAGAGCCACUCCCUGUACUCAGAAAGAUGGGGAGUGGAGAGCCUAAUCCUGCUGGCAAGAAAAAGAAGUACCUAAAGGCUGCCCUGUACGUGGGUGACUUGGACCCAGAUGUCACGGAGGACAUGCUAUAUAAAAAGUUCAGGCCUGCUGGCCCUCUGCGCUUCACCCGAAUCUGCCGUGACCCCGUGACCCGCAGCCCCCUGGGCUAUGGUUAUGUUAACUUCCGCUUUCCUGCAGAUGCUGAGUGGGCCCUGAAUACCAUGAAUUUUGAUUUGAUUAAUGGCAAACCUUUCCGCCUCAUGUGGUCUCAGCCAGAUGACCGCUUAAGAAAGUCUGGAGUUGGAAAUAUAUUCAUCAAAAACCUGGACAAAUGCAUAGACAAUAGGGCCCUUUUUUAUUUAUUUUCUGCUUUUGGGAACAUUCUCUCCUGCAAGGUCGUAUGUGAUGACAAUGGCUCUAAGGGUUAUGCCUAUGUGCACUUUGACAGCCUGGCCGCUGCCAAUAGAGCCAUCUGGCACAUGAAUGGAGUGCGGCUUAACAACCGCCAGGUGUAUGUUGGCAGAUUCAAAUUCCCAGAAGAGCGGGCAGCUGAAGUCAGAACCAGGGAUAGAGCAACUUUCACCAAUGUUUUUGUUAAAAACUUUGGAGAUGACAUGGAUGAUGAAAAACUGAAGGAAAUCUUUAGUGGAUAUGGGCCAACUGAGAGUGUUAAGGUAAUAAGAGAUGCCAGUGGGAAAUCUAAGGGCUUUGGAUUUGUGAGGUAUGAGACACACGAGGCUGCCCAAAAGGCUGUAUUAGACCUGCAUGGAAAGUCCAUCAAUGGGAAAGUUCUAUAUGUAGGGCGAGCACAGAAGAAAAUUGAACGAUUGGCUGAGUUAAGACGAAGAUUUGAACGGCUGAGAUUAAAAGAAAAAAGUCGGCCUCCGGGGGUGCCUAUCUAUAUUAAGAACCUGGAUGAGACCAUCGAUGAUGAGAAACUGAAGGAGGAAUUUUCUUCCUUUGGAUCAAUUAGCCGGGCCAAAGUGAUGGUGGAAGUAGGGCAAGGCAAAGGGUUUGGUGUUGUUUGCUUCUCCUCUUUUGAAGAAGCUACCAAAGCAGUGGAUGAGAUGAAUGGUCGCACAGUGGGCUCCAAGCCCCUGCAUGUAACCCUGGGCCAGGCCAGGCGCAGGUGGUGAGAAUUAGAAUGCACAGUUUGUUUCAGCCUUAAGCUGGUGCCUACUUAGUUUGGGCUACUUUGUGAUAAGAGGUUAUUUUAUUCCAGGUUGUUUUUUUUUUUUUUAAGUGAAUACUUUCUUUAAAAAAAAAAAAGUAAAACUAGAAAACCUGUUCAUUUUAGUGAAGAACAUAAUUUCUAAUUGUAAAACUGUCAUUUUGUACUAUUUUUUGAUAAAAUAUCCUUAGGAAUAUGUAGAAUAAAAUUCAUCCCUCCACAUACUGUUUUUUUCCUAAACCAGUCCAGGUAAGGUAAUUGCUUGAGUAUAGUUCCUUCCUUAUUCCAGUUAUAAUACUAAAUAUAAUUGCUUCUGUGAAAAUAUUCUCAAAAUGGACAUUAUUUCUGAAUCUAUCACGCAGAAAACCUCUAACUUGCUUUUUGAGAAAUCAGUAGAGCAGGGGAAAAUGUAUGUGAUCCACUUAACAUUUGUGCAUAAUUUUACCUUAUUUAAGAUGAAUGUUAUUUUAAAGAGAUGUGAGUUUCUUUAUUUAUACUUUUCCCCCCUUUUCUGAUAUAUUGUGGGCAUACCACAGAGUUGACAGUGGCUUUGACUAAGUGUUGGGAGUUUUCUUUAACUUCAUGCCCAGAGAAAUAAACAUAUUGGUGUUUUCUCAAUCAGUACGUUAGGAAAUUAACACUUUAAGCAUUCUUAAAAUGGUAAGUUUCAUCUUAAAAAUCUUUCCUGAGAGAUUUAACAUAUGAGGACAAUUUAAGGAGCAUUCUUGCCACUCAUUUUUUAAAACUCCUUAGUAGUAUAGAUGGGUCAUGUUAAAAUAGUGAAAAAGAUGAAUAACUGCACUGAAUUGCCUUUACCUAUAGAUAAUUUUAAAAUUUUAUCUCUGCCUCUAUAAAGUGUCAGUAUAAGGUAAAUAAUCCAUAUAGUGAUGUUGAAAAACUACAUUGAAGAAUAUCUUCUAUUAAACUUGUCAUUAUCUCUUGUAAAUUUUUCAAUACAUCCAUGUGAUAAUAUUCACAUAUGUAUCAAAAGUAAGGAAAAGCUUGUCUCUCUUGAUUAAAUCCUAUGCCUCCAUCUAUUAUAUGAGAGCUACUAAGCCAGUAUGGUUCUCUUUGUGUCUGGCUGCUUGGAAGCUGUGACAAAAUGUUCUGUUCUAAAUUGCAGUUACAUUAUUUAGCCUGUAAUUUCUCGAUUACAGAUUUUCCAUAUUUUACUUGUAGUCCCCUCUUUUCCCCACCCAUCUACCUUCCAUCCAUAUUAUACUUACUUUUAUGUUUUCUUUAGAUUGCCUUUCAUUUAAUAUGUGGGUGUUCAAAUCCAUUUUGGAAGUAGAGAAGUUAUUAAUUUAUGUAAAAUUUAAAUAAUUACUUUUUAAAAAUAGGAUUCACUCAUAUCACAGACCCAACCAUAAGAAAGUGUUUUGUCUCUAUUCUUAAUUGGCUUUUAUUAUGUUAUAUAGAUAUUUUAGGUUAAAUACAUAGUGCAAUAUAAAUAUAUAAUUUUGUUAACACUUUUGUUAGCUAUGUGCCCAUAAAAUAAUGAGAAAAAGCUGUUUCUGUGUAAUUGUUUAUCUACAAAUUACAUUUUUAUUCAUUAUCAAGUAUUUUCAAAUGGAAAUCACUUUUUGUUGAUCAUAUACAUAAUACAUGCUUGUUUAAAAAAUGUACACAGUGCAGACAUUUAUAAAGAAGUAAGAUUUCCACAGUUCAGAGAUAACCACUAUUCGUGUUUUCAAUGCAUACAUAUACUUCCAUGCUUUUUCUCCUAUGUAUACACACACUAUUUUACAAACAAACAAAAAAAACAUACUAUAUGUACUGUGUUUUGUUAAAUUUUAAACUAAAACAUAAUCUUUUUAUGUCAAUAAAUAUUGAUCUGUAUCAUCAUUUUAGUGACUGCACAGAUUCCAUUGUGUGGAUGUAUUAUAGGUUAUCUAAGUAACACAUUAUUGAAUAAGAUUUAUAUGCUUUUCAAUGUUCUCUACAUUUGUUUUUUUUAAAGAUUUUAUUUAUUUACUUGACAGAGAGAGACACAGCCAGCGAGAGAGGGAACACAAGCAGGGGGAGUGGGAGAGGAAGAAGCAGCUCCCAGCGUAGGAGCCUAAUGUGGGGCUCAAUCCCAGAAUGCCGGAAUCAGGCCCUGAGCCGAAGGCAGACGCUUAACGACUGAGCCACCCAGGCGCCCCAAUGUUCUCUAAAUUUGUAAACAAUGCUGUGAUUAACUUCCUUGCUUAAAACAGUAUGAGUUAUAUGAGCUUGAGAAAAAGUAUAGCAUAUAAAAUCUUAAGCCUGCCAGAAAAAUUUAAGCGCACAUUAUAUUGAUAUAUGUAUCAAAAUUCUGAAAAAACAUUCAAGAUAUAUUCUUAAAUUGACAAAAGUAAAACUAAAAACUAAUGGGAUAUAAUUUUUCAUAUUUUCUGAGCCCACUUGUUUUAUACCAUUGUGAUAAUUAAAAUAUAUGAAAACAAUCCAAACAAAUUUUAAAAUAGUUACUUUGGUAAUUAUUUACCGUAUGUACUCUCUACUCCUUUUUACCCAUUACCAGUUUUCAUUUAAAUUUAUGAACUUGAAGUGGUAGUGUUAACUUAAAACCUUGACAAAUGCUUUGAUUCAGUAUAAAUCAAGAAAGAUUUCUAGUAGGUAAAAAUCUUCAAGUAUAAGCAUUUAAUACAUUUUGGGAAAUUAGUCAAGUAUUUAAAUAAUUACUAUUUUCAAGAAGUCAGCCAGUAUAAAUAAAGGUCUAAUUAAAAUAUGCCCAAGGACAGAUAAAACAUAUAUGUUAGGACACUGCAAAAUAGUCAAAAACUCUCUAAAUUUAGUUGCUAAAAAGGAGGAAAAGAUAAAGCAAAGAUAAUCUCUAUUUGAACACAAACACCUGGGUAGUUUUCCAGUCUUGUACUUUUCAUUUUUAACUACAUUUAAUAGACUAAUAAUUAAGGCUUCCAAGGGGGAGCAAAACAACCGAACCGCUUGAAUUGGUGAAAAGGCAUUAAAAACAUUUCCUAGCACAAGACAAUUAAUAAAAAUUAGUAAAACAAUACUAUCAAUUGUCAUGGUAAACUUAAGAAUGGACUGUUUAAUACAGGUUUUGUUUGUUUUUCUUCUUUUUUAUUUUUUUAGCUUUUCAAAAAGUCAUUGUACAAACUUCAAAUGUGCCCAGGGAGAAGAAAAUUAAGAACAUUGCUUUGUGGGACACCUGGGUGGUGCAGUAGGUUGAGUGUCCAACUCAUGGUUUCAGCUCAGAUCAUGAUCUCAGGAUCCUGGGCUAGAGCCCUGCUUUGGG
Messenger RNA from Ailuropoda melanoleuca (giant panda), 4813 nucleotides. RefSeq names its product poly(A) binding protein cytoplasmic 5 (gene PABPC5). Gene Ontology annotation, molecular function: RNA binding. The record is from RefSeq and is a predicted model, not a curated record. The coding region runs from base 389 to 1537 and encodes 382 amino acids. NCBI's taxonomy places the organism in Eukaryota, Metazoa, Chordata, Mammalia, Carnivora, Ursidae. The transcript has 2 exons.